CAGAUAAUAGGUAAGCUAUCUCUUCAAUUAUUCACUAAGAUGCCUCUGCUCACUAAUGGCUUUAUUAGGUUUUAAUUUUUCCCCAUCAUCUCUCACUCCUUCCCUCAUUUCCUCUCUUCCCACUCUCCCUCUCCUUCCUUCUCGUCUUCCGUUCUCCGCUCAUCCUUUCACCAGAAGGAGGAGCUCAGUGUUAAGUGUGAGAAAUCUUGGUUAUAAGAGUGAAUUGCGAGUUGGUGAGUUGAUGGAACCAGGCAAGGAGACAUUUGAGCUCAAUCGGAUCCUUCAUGCACCGAUUGAGCCGUAUAAUACUGGUUUUUUGAAGGUUUCUGAUCUUCACACUGUCUACUAUGAGCAAUCUGGAAAUCCUAGUGGCCAUCCAGUUGUCUUUCUUCAUGGGGGCCCAGGUGGAGGAACCACACCAAGUAAUCGUAGAUUUUUUGAUCCAGAUUUUUACCGAAUCAUUCUAUUUGACCAGAGAGGUGCAGGAAAGAGUACACCUCAUGCUUGCCUAGUAGAAAAUACCACAUGGGACCUUAUUGCUGACAUUGAAAAACUAAGAGAACACUUGGAAAUUCCAGAAUGGCAGGUAUUUGGUGGGUCAUGGGGAAGUACACUGGCCCUUGCAUACAGUGAAGCUCACCCUGACAAGGUUACUGGCAUGGUCCUCAGAGGGAUAUUUCUUCUGCGAAAGAAAGAGAUUGAUUGGUUUUAUGAGGGUGGUGCUGCUGCUAUUUACCCAGAUGCUUGGGAGCCUUUUAGAGAUCUUAUCCCGGAAAAUGAAAGGGGAUGCUUUGUUGAUGCUUACAGCAAGAGAUUGAACUCUGAAGACAUGGAAACACAAUAUGCAGCUGCAAGAGCAUGGACCAAAUGGGAAAUGAUGACUGCUCAUCUUCUUCCAAAUGAAGAGAACAUCAAGAGAGGGGAUGAUGAUGAUUUUUCUUUGGCAUUUGCAAGGAUUGAAAACCAUUACUUUGUGAACAAGGGCUUUUUUCCUUCAGAUUCCUUCCUGCUAGACAAUGUUGAUAAAAUAAGGCAUAUAAAGACUACAAUUGUACAGGGAAGAUAUGAUGUUUGUUGUCCUAUGAUGUCUGCAUGGGAUCUUCAUAAGGCAUGGCCAGAGGCAGAUUUUAAGGUUGUUCAAGAUGCAGGACAUUCUGCUAAUGAACCAGGAAUAGCUGCAGGACUUGUAGCUGCAAAUGAGAAGCUCAAAAACAUUAUAAAGAAGGGAUCCUGAAAGAAGAUGUGCAUCAAGCUACCCCUAAGAUCAACAUUCUUGGGAACAUGAAUUGCUAUCAACAGAGAAGGUAAACAGAUUAGAUGUUGAAAAGAAUUGAGGAACUCUGUUAUUCAUGUGCUCUCUGCAGCCGUUUUCUUCAAUGGAAGGAUGGAUUUUCCUAGUAUGUCGAACCUUAGUUUUGUGUUUUGGAUUUAUGGUUUUACAUUUGGAUCAGUUUGUGAAUUUGAAUUUUAAUCAAAUUCAAUAUAAAUAUAAACACUUAAAUAAAGGAUUUGAAAUUGAAAUUCACAUUUAUUUUA
This is a messenger RNA of Manihot esculenta (cassava), 1536 nucleotides long. RefSeq names its product proline iminopeptidase. Lineage: Eukaryota; Viridiplantae; Streptophyta; Magnoliopsida; Malpighiales; Euphorbiaceae. Gene Ontology annotation, cellular component: cytoplasm. The coding region runs from base 56 to 1234 and encodes 392 amino acids. Gene Ontology annotation, molecular function: aminopeptidase activity. Gene Ontology annotation, biological process: proteolysis. The record is from RefSeq and is a predicted model, not a curated record. The transcript has 11 exons.